Messenger RNA from Trichomycterus rosablanca, 685 nucleotides. RefSeq names its product small integral membrane protein 15 (gene smim15). Bases 109 to 333 code for a protein of 74 amino acids. The record is from RefSeq and is a predicted model, not a curated record. Lineage: Eukaryota; Metazoa; Chordata; Actinopteri; Siluriformes; Trichomycteridae. The transcript is spliced from 2 exons.
UUUUGUUGUGAAACCAAAUUAUCUGGCAUUCUUCGGCAAAUUGCCUGCUGCAAGAUUUUUUUCCUAUUUGCUUUUCGGCUUUGUUUGGUGGUCAGGGCUAAUCAGAAGAUGAUUGAUGUUAAAGCCUGGGCAGAGUACGUUGUCGAGUGGGCAGCCAAAGACCCUUAUGGCUUCCUCACGACAAUCAUUCUCGCUUUGACCCCACUCUUCAUCGCUAGUGCUCUGCUUUCCUGGAAACUUGCGAAGAUGAUUGAGGCCAGGGACCGCGAGCAGAAAAAGAAGCAGAAGCGUCAGGAGAACAUAGCAAAAGCCAAGAGGGCAAAGAAGGACUGAACUGAAACCUCAAGUAAUUCUGUGGGAUCGGUGCAUAUGUUCCUCUGUCUGGCCAUGCCCCACUUACAGCUGUAUCAGAGCCCAGAACAGCUCCUGCAGAGGCCAGGUUAUAACAGGGCACAAACACAGCCUUGUCACAUGCUAGGGGAGUGUGGGUUCAGUGGGCUAAUUAAGAUCACUUUUACUGAACUGCUGUUUUUCUGGAAAAUUCUGUGUAUCUUGGAGAAUUCAAUGUUAUACCAUGUUACCAUUGCAUCACUCAGCAUUCCAAUACCUUUUAAAGUGUACUGUCUGCACAUCUGAUUCAUUAAUCGUUUUAGAAAUAAUAUUACUAUUAAAAAAUUCUUACCAA